This is a messenger RNA of Acytostelium subglobosum LB1, 2712 nucleotides long. RefSeq lists its product as hypothetical. The coding region runs from base 1 to 2712 and encodes 903 amino acids. The transcript has 7 exons. NCBI's taxonomy places the organism in Eukaryota, Evosea, Eumycetozoa, Acytosteliales, Acytosteliaceae. Gene Ontology annotation, molecular function: mRNA binding; metal ion binding; protein binding. The record is from RefSeq and is a predicted model, not a curated record.
AUGAGGUGGGAUGACAAAGACGAUGAGCUAAAGAACAAAGUCACAUCCACAACACUGAACGACAACAACGACAACAACAACAACAACAAGAUGUUGUUGGAGCAACAACAACAACAACAACAACAACAACAAGUCGACAAAGCCAUGAACAAUCUAUCACUUCACAAUAAUAACAACAACAUUGACAUUGAUGAUGAUGAUAGUGAUAGCAGCGACAGUGGAAGUUAUGAAGUGGGUGGUGAACAUGUUGGUGCCAACGGUAGAUCAUCGGCCAAGGUCAAACAAGGAUACAUAAACUACUGCAAGAAGAGAGAAUGCCAUUUCUUUAAGAAGGGUAGUUGUGCCAAUGGAGAUGCCUGUUUGUUUAAACAUUCUGCCAAACCUACCAAGACAGCAGCAGCAGCAGCAGCAGCAGCAGCAGCAGCAGCAGCAGCAGCAGCAGCAGCAGCAGAGGCAACACCUACAACACAUAAAACACCAACAACAACAUCAACUACAUCAGCAGCAGCAAGUGAGGCCUCAAAAGAAAUCAAAAGCAGCAGUAGUAACAUAAUCAGUCACCCAACAACUUCAACUACAACUACGACUACGUCCACCACCUCCACCGCCCCUGUUAUUCGAGGCGGUCGCAACAGUGUGUCGGACAGUGGCAGAAAAUCAAAGAAGACUCCAAAGCUUCCGAGCACCACCGUAUGUGAGUAUUGGUUGAACAACAAGUUCUGUCUGAAGGGUGACACAUGUUCAUUCCUCCACACAAUGAGUACUGGCCUUGACAAUGGUACCAACAAUAACAAUAGCAAGGUUGUUGAAGAGGAAGAUGAUAUGGCAAAGUUCUUUACAAAGGAAUGCGAGUUCUUCAAGAAGGGCAACUGCUCAAGAGGCUACAACUGCACCUUUGUUCACGCAAUCAAUGACGAUACACCAGUGUCGGUAACAGCGCCAGUCGUUGUGACCACCGUCAGUCGUGGAACUUCCAAUACACCCAAGCAACAAACUUCACCAAUCAAUCAUCCAGCACCAAUCAAUAAUCCAGCACCACUUAAUAGUCCUGCGCCACUUAAUAAUCCUGCGCCACUCAGUCCACAAUCCAACCAGCCUGCACCAUCCAAUCAACCACAGCAACAACAACAACCUACAGUAGCAUCAAAACAAACACAGAAGGAAUGCGAUUUUUGGUUAAGAGGUGACUGUUUCCAUGGCGCUGCCUGUAUAUUUAAGCACAGCGCCAGACCGAUGGAUCACACUGAUCCAAGAUUCAAUCAAUUAACCAAGGUGUGCAACUUCUGGAGGACAAACACCUGUUCACAGGGCAAGGACUGUCCCUUUAUCCAUGAGAAAGCAUCUUCGGGUCCAAAUCUAGCCCCCGCAUCUGUUCCAGCUCCUGCUCCAGUUCAAGCUCCAGCACAAGCUCCAGCACCAGCUCCAGCACCAGCUCCAGCACCAGCUCCAGCACCAGCUCCAACUCAAGCAUCAGCUCCAGCUCCAACUCAAGGCUUGGCACAUGUACCAGCUAGUACACCACAUGCACCUAAAGCAGCAGCAGAGGAAUCAGUGGCUAUCCCACCACCAACAUCAUCAACAACUCAAAGCUCAACUGCCACUACCGCACCUACAACUACAUCCACAUCCAGUACUAGUUCAACAAGCACAACAACUACCAACUCAAGUCCACCAAAGUUCUCUACCGAGAAGAAAUCAACAAAGCCAACAAAGCCAGCAAAGGAAGCUGAAGAGUCCACUAAGAAGGGAGCCAAGAAGCAAGCAAAGGAAUGCGAGUUCUACAAGAAAGGAAAGUGCGCCUAUGGUAGUAAGUGCAUCUUUGUACACACAAAUACUACUACUUCUACAACUACAACUACAGGUACAAACGCAGCUGAUGAGACGAGUGCACAACCUAUUGCAACACCAACAAGAAGGGGUAGGGCUCAAGAAUCAACAAAGACAGCUGUUUCGGCAUCAAAGACCAAGGUCAACAAGAACGCGGAUGUCGAUUCAACACCAAAAAGUAACACUGCCGCCAAGCCUCUGGUGAAUCAAGCAGUAGAGGAACCAAAUCCCACUCCUUACAAACCACCAAUGAAGGUGGAGGCAGCACCACCUGUUGCCAAGGCACCAACCCCAGCAGCAGUCCCAGCACCAGCCCCUGCUCAAGCACCAGCACCAGCAGCAGUACCAGCGCCAGCACCUGCUCAAGUACCAGCACCUGCUCAAGUACCAACGCUAGUUCAAGUACAAGCACCAGCUCGAGUACCAGCACCAGCAACUCAAGCACCAGCACCAGCUCAAUCACCAGCACCAGUUCUUGCUGCUCCAGCACAAACACACGCUCCGGCGCCAUCGCCAGCACCAGCACCAAUUCAUGCACCAGCACCUUCAACAGCCGCAUCAACACCAGCAUCAACACCUAAUCAAACACAUCCAUCACCACCACAGCUUGUACUCUCAUCGUCGACAUCGUACUUGUCCACACCUCCAUUUGAGUGGACGAUUAGAAUGGUUGCCGACUGGCUCGAAUCAAUUGACAUGCCACUAGAGGUCAGACAGGCAUUCAUGGACAAUGAGAUCAGUGGCAAGACUCUAUUCCACAUCGAUCAGGUCGACUACAAAGAUCUUCUAUUGCUAACAGUUGGCAGAAGGAAGACCUUUGAAAGUGGACGAACACAUCUAGUCAUGCUAUCACAGAUGGCCGCCUCCACCUCGUCACCAUCAUGA